AUGGACUUGGACCAAGCCCUGGCUCGUACGCCCUCGUACGGUUCGAUAUCGAGUACCGUCAGCAGCGAUCGAGCGGGGGUUAAGAAGGUAGAGGUGAUCAACAAGUACUGGACGAAGCAGAGCCUCUGGAUCGCCUACGGGUCCAUCUUCCUCCUUGCCUUUAUCACAUCACUGGAAUCCCAAACAACCUACACCUUCACCCGCAUCGCAACCUCCUCCUUCUCCGCCCACUCCCUCAUCUCCUCCGUCGGCGUAAUCUCCAACAUCCUCCUCGCCGUAAUAAAACCUCCCAUGGCCAAACUCUCCGACGUCUUUGGCCGCACAGAAGCCUUUGCGGUGAGUCUGAUACUCUACGUCAUCGGGGAUGCACAAAUGGCGGGGAGUGGGAGUGUUGGGACUUAUGCGAGUGCUCAGUUAUUUUUUACGGCGGGGGGGACGGGGAUACAGAUUUUGCAGCAGAUUAUUAUUGCGGAUACGUCGUCGCUGCUUAAUCGUGCGCUGUUGAGUUCGAUACCAGAUUUUCCGUAUUUGGUUACGGUGUGGAUGGGGCCACCGAUUGCACAGGCCUUCCUUGACCAUUCCUCGUGGCGAUGGGGGUAUGGUGUUUGGUGUGUUAUCGUUCCUGCGGUCGCUGCACCGCUUAUCUUGAGUCUAUGGUACAACCAACGGAAAGCCAAAAAGGAUGGGAUUCUCGAAGCGAGGGAAUGGCGUGGUUGGAAACACCUCGCCUCAGACCUCGAUCUGGUCGGCGUGCUCCUCCUCGUCACCGGCCUCACCCUCGUCUUGCUUCCGUUGACGUUAGCUGGCGGCACAAACAGCUCGUGGAACUCCCACUCCAUCAUCACCAUGCUCGCAGUCGGCGGAAUCUGCCUGGCUUUAUUCAUCCCAUGGGAGAUCUACGUCGCAAAGCACCCCUGCGUACCAUUCUACAUGAUGCGUGACCGCACAGUCCUCGCAAGCACCUUCUCCGGCUUCUUCUUCUUCAUGGCCUACUACGUCUUCAACGAAUACUUCACCUCAUACCUCCAAGUCGCCCGCUACGCCUCCCCCGCCGCCUCAACCCGAAUCUCGGAAGUCUUCUCCUUUGCAUCCACCGUCUCCUCCAUCACGACCGGACUCCUCAUCAAAUACACCAAACGCUACAAAGUGUGGGGAUGGGUUAGUAUACCGAUUUAUUUGUUGGGGUUGGGGUUGAUGGUGCAUUUUCGUGGGCCGGAGAGUAGUACUGCACUUGUUGUUAUGACGCAGGUGUUGACGGGGGUUGGUGGGGGGAGUUAUGCUGUUGCUGCGCAGUUGGCGGUACAGGCGAAUGUCAAACGUGGCGAGGUCGGGAUUGCUACGGCGCUUUAUUUGACGCUCACUUCUGUUGGCGGGGCCGUGGGUGCGGCGAUUUCGGGGGCGAUAUGGACACAGCGUCUUCCCGACUAUUUACGACAGGAACUCCCACUCGCAUCUCUUGAUGAUUUGCCGAGGAUUUACAACGAUUUCGUUUACGCUGCUGCACUACCACGGGGGAGUGAGGCGAGGGAUGGAACGAUUAGAGCUUACACGAGGGUGAUGAGGGAUUUGACGGUCGCGAGUACGGUUUGUGCGGUGCCGAUGUUGGUGUUGACGAUACACGCUUUUAUUACAUUGACACUUCAUGCUCCAAAUGCAACCACAUUCUCCGUAAUUGAAGGAAAAAGCAAUGAAUGGGUAAGACGCACAGGAACUGCUUGCACUUGA
Saitoella complicata NRRL Y-17804 is the source of this 1725-nucleotide messenger RNA. RefSeq names its product MFS general substrate transporter. The transcript is spliced from 4 exons. Gene Ontology annotation, molecular function: siderophore-iron transmembrane transporter activity. Bases 1 to 1725 code for a protein of 574 amino acids. Gene Ontology annotation, biological process: siderophore transmembrane transport. The record is from RefSeq and is a predicted model, not a curated record. NCBI's taxonomy places the organism in Eukaryota, Fungi, Ascomycota, Saitoellomycetes, Saitoellales, Saitoellaceae.